This is a messenger RNA of Malassezia vespertilionis, 981 nucleotides long. It is a transcript of the gene RRP45, whose product is annotated as 3'-5'-exoribonuclease. The transcript has a single exon. Gene Ontology annotation, cellular component: cytoplasmic exosome (RNase complex); nuclear exosome (RNase complex). The record is from RefSeq and is a predicted model, not a curated record. Gene Ontology annotation, biological process: nuclear polyadenylation-dependent rRNA catabolic process; TRAMP-dependent tRNA surveillance pathway; U1 snRNA 3'-end processing. Bases 1 to 981 code for a protein of 326 amino acids. Lineage: Eukaryota; Fungi; Basidiomycota; Malasseziomycetes; Malasseziales; Malasseziaceae.
AUGCCAGCAGGACAAAGUGUAGGCGUCUCGCAGACAGAGGAGAUUUUUGUUCUGCAGUCGCUCCGCACAGCAGCAUUACGUGUAGAUGGCCGCAAAUUCGGGCAGCCACGGUCGCUGGUGAUUGAGUUUGGGGAGCAGCUCGGCUGGUGCCAAGUGAGCCUUGGAGAAACGGUGGUUGUCGCGUCGGUGAGUGCUGAGCUCGUGCAGCCAAAGCAGGACCGCCCUUAUGAGGGGAUGCUGCAGAUAAACACAGAAGUAACACCAAUGGCUGGCAUUGAGUAUGACGCUGGUGCGGUUGGCGUGACAGAAGCGCGCGACCGCGAAGCGAUGUUUGAGCGUAUCCUUGAGCGCGCGGUGCGUAACAGCGACGCAGUCGACCGUGAAGCGCUCUGCGUUAUUGCAGGAAAGCGGGUAUGGAGCAUCAUGCUUUCAGUGCAUUUACUUGCAGACGAAGGCGCGGCUGGAGAUGCUGCAGUGUUGGCAAGUAUGGUCGCGUUACGUCAUUUCCGACGACCGGAAGUCUCGAUUUUGAAUGGCGACGUCACUGUUUACUCGACAGAUGAGCAUGUUCCUGUCCCUUUGGCGAUGCAUCACAUGCCACUAGCUGUAUCCUAUGCAAUCUUUUUACUGCAGCCCAAGACGGACAAGGAACGGAGCCUACUUUUGGCGCAAUCUCAUACCCAGCCUGUUGAAGAAAGUAUGGAGAUGGACGAAAAACAGGACGUCAUGGAUAUAGAUAUUCCUGUUUCCCUUCUGGACCCAAGUCUUCUCGAACAAACGUUGGCAGACUCGGGGAUGACCUUUGUCCUAAAUGCACAGCGUGAAGUGAGUGUUAUUGAAAAGGCUGGCGGCUCAUCGAUACCGUACAAGACAAUUCUUGCGCUCCUUCAUGAUGCAGCAAGCCAUGUCGGACGCUUAGGUGCGCAGGUAGACGAGGCGCUUGCCGCAGACACCAAGCACCGCGUCGUCUCCGUAUUGUAG